AUGGAAAAUGAGUUGCCAUUAAAAUUUGCGUUACUCUUUUAUUUUGCUGGCAUUACAGCCAAUGGGUACAUUGAAAACGAUCUGAGUGAAGAUAAUUUAUUAUUUAUUAAAGAAGAAGAUCGACCUCAAGUUAUUGUCUUGGAUGAAGAAAAAGAUAUGAGCAAAGAACAGCUAGAUAAGGAGCUGGCAAAACAAAAGGAAGAGAAUGAUCGUGGCUUUUCAGGCAAAAUGAUAGAAGAAAGGAAAAUAACAUUUAAAAAACCUAUAAAGCGAAAAGAAUUAGACGAUAUUUCGAAAAAUUCAUCAAAAAAAAAUAGGCAAUGUGGUCAGACAGCAGCUGUGAGUUCCAAUGGCCGACUGCUUUCUUUUGGAGAUGAAGAUGACGAAUAA
Messenger RNA from Dracunculus medinensis (Guinea worm), 390 nucleotides. Lineage: Eukaryota; Metazoa; Nematoda; Chromadorea; Rhabditida; Dracunculidae. The record is from the annotation of a GenBank genome assembly.